AAGGAGGGCUCCCGCCCGCUUGAGCGCGGGGCCGCUGGGUGACCCGGCUCCUGCUUGCCCCGCAGCCCCGGCCCCCUGCCCACCAUGAACGCCAGCGGCUCGGGCUACCCGCUCGCCUCGCUCUACGUGGGCGAUCUGCACCCCGACGUGACCGAGGCCAUGCUCUAUGAGAAGUUCUCUCCCGCCGGCCCCAUCCUGUCUAUCCGCGUGUGCCGCGAUGUGGCCACCCGGCGCUCGCUGGGCUACGCCUACAUCAACUUCCAGCAGCCCGCGGACGCGGAGCGGGCACUGGACACAAUGAACUUUGAAAUGCUCAAAGGCCAGCCUAUUCGCAUCAUGUGGUCCCAGCGAGACCCAGGACUUCGCAAGUCAGGUGUGGGCAACAUCUUCAUCAAGAACCUGGAGGACUCCAUUGACAACAAGGCUUUAUAUGAUACCUUCUCCACCUUUGGGAACAUCCUCUCCUGCAAGGUGGUGUGUGACGAGCAUGGCUCCCGGGGUUUCGGCUUUGUCCAUUUUGAGACGCAUGAGGCCGCACAGCAGGCCAUCAACACCAUGAACGGGAUGCUGCUGAAUGACCGCAAAGUCUUUGUGGGCCACUUCAAGUCUCGACGGGAGCGGGAGGCGGAGCUGGGGGCGCGGGCCCUGGAGUUCACCAACAUCUACGUGAAGAACCUCCCGGUGGAUGUGGACGAGCAAGGCCUGCAGGACCUCUUCUCCCAGUUUGGGAAGAUGUUGAGUGUGAAGGUGAUGAGGGACAACAGCGGUCACUCGCGGUGCUUUGGCUUUGUCAACUUUGAGAAGCAUGAGGAAGCCCAGAAGGCUGUGGUGCAUAUGAAUGGGAAGGAGGUGAGUGGGCGGCUGCUGUAUGCCGGCCGGGCCCAAAAGCGCGUGGAGCGGCAGAAUGAACUGAAGCGCAGGUUUGAGCAGAUGAAGCAGGACCGGCUGAGGCGUUACCAGGGUGUGAACUUGUACGUGAAGAACCUGGACGACUCCAUUGAUGACGACAAACUGAGGAAAGAGUUCUCUCCCUAUGGAGUAAUUACCAGUGCGAAGGUGAUGACAGAGGGUGGCCACAGCAAGGGGUUUGGCUUUGUGUGUUUUUCCUCCCCAGAAGAGGCGACAAAGGCCGUGACAGAGAUGAACGGGCGCAUCGUGGGCACCAAGCCACUCUACGUGGCACUGGCCCAGCGCAAAGAGGAGCGGAAGGCCAUCUUGACCAACCAGUACAUGCAACGCCUCUCCACCAUGCGGACCCUGAGCAACCCCCUCCUGGGCUCCUUUCAGCAGCCCUCCAGCUACUUCCUGCCUGCCGUGCCCCAGCCUCCAGCCCAGGCUGCAUACUAUGGCUGUGGCCCGGUGACACCCACCCAGCCUGCUCCCAGGUGGACGUCCCAGCCACCUAGACCUUCCUGUGCCUCAAUGGUCCGGCCACCAGUCAUGCCUCGUCGCCCCCCAGCCCACAUCAGCAGUGUCAGGCAGGCCUCCACCCAGGUGCCACGCAUGGUGCCUCAUACCCAGAGAGUAGCCAACAUUGGUACUCAGACCACAGGACCCGGUGGGGUAGGAUGCUGUACACCAGGCCGGCCUCUCCUGCCGUACAAAUGUUCCUCAGCAGCACAUAGCACCUAUCGGAUCCAGGAGCCGGCUGUGCACGUCCCGGGACAGGAGCCCCUGACCGCAUCCAUGCUGGCUGCGGCACCCCUGCAUGAGCAAAAACAGAUGAUUGGGGAGCGUCUCUACCCCCUUAUCCAUGAUGUCCACACCCAGCUGGCCGGCAAGAUCACGGGCAUGCUGCUGGAGAUUGACAACUCGGAGCUGUUGCUCAUGCUGGAGUCUCCAGAGUCCCUCCAUGCCAAGAUAGACGAGGCAGUGGCCGUGCUGCAGGCACACCAGGCUAUGGAGCAGCCGAAGGCGUACAUGCACUGAAACCAGGCCCAGAGGCGGAAAGUACAAAUAAUAGUAAAAUACAACAUCCUUGUCCUUAAGGAGCUAAGUAUAAGUACCCAAAACCUGUAAUCCAUCUUGAGUCACCAGAGUACGGUUGCUCAGAAACAGCAGUGGUGCGGCAGAAAGGGCAUCAACCCUGCCAUCCUGACAGUCACUCAAUCGCUCUGAUCACGCGUGCCCACCUACCACAUGAGGACAACACUUCACAGACUCGCUGGAAGGGUUCAUUGUGUCAGCCUGUUCCCUGAGCGAUCUUCAUGAUCAAGAAGGCUGAUCAGAGAAAUCAAGAGACUUGCCCAAAAUUACCUAGAAAAUCCGUAGCGGCAGCAGCAGAACCAAACUCUGGUCUUUGCUAAAUCUAGAUACCAGGCUAGUUUUCCUGUGGACCCAGAAUUAACCCAUACAAACGUACAAACUUUCCCAGACCAGCUGUGGUGAGAUGAAUGAAAAUGACAGCAACAUCAGUACCUCAGCUUCCUCAGCAACUUCAUCAAGCAAGGCUGACAUGAGGAAGUGGGCCUAAAGGAGAGUUUUCUAGAAAAAAGAAGAGGGCAAAGGAGUGACUUGAAACUGCAAAAAGUGCAGACCAAAAAAAAAAAAAAA
Cercocebus atys (sooty mangabey) is the source of this 2553-nucleotide messenger RNA. RefSeq names its product polyadenylate-binding protein 1-like. Gene Ontology annotation, cellular component: ribonucleoprotein complex. The transcript is spliced from 15 exons. Lineage: Eukaryota; Metazoa; Chordata; Mammalia; Primates; Cercopithecidae. The coding region runs from base 85 to 1929 and encodes 614 amino acids. Gene Ontology annotation, molecular function: RNA binding. The record is from RefSeq and is a predicted model, not a curated record.